AUGUUGGUCCGAGCAGCUCGAAGCGCCGCCAGAAACUUCACUGUCACUCGAGUCGUUGCAAAUAAUGGCAUGCCUGGUUCCUUUUUGAAUGGACCGGAAGGACGAACCAUCCCAAAGACUAACAACAUUGGUCCCGAGAGCGCAGAAACUGCUUACAACAGCCACGAAUAUUACAACCACGAUAAAGUUUCCUUUUAUGACGCUAUUGCUGAUUGCAACCACAUGCGAGUUGUUCCACCAGAAGCUGGCAUGAAGGACUACAAGCCAAAGAACGUCGUUGAAAAUUAA
This is a messenger RNA of Oikopleura dioica, 288 nucleotides long. The record is from the annotation of a GenBank genome assembly. NCBI's taxonomy places the organism in Eukaryota, Metazoa, Chordata, Appendicularia, Copelata, Oikopleuridae.